Molecule: messenger RNA, 1764 nt
Organism: Andrographis paniculata
Lineage: Eukaryota; Viridiplantae; Streptophyta; Magnoliopsida; Lamiales; Acanthaceae
Exons: 11
Coding region: 49-1083 (344 amino acids)
Source: RefSeq, a predicted model, not a curated record
AAAUCCAACGCUAAGUAAUUUUGUCCGCGUGAUCGUUGUCCGUUGAGCAUGGAGAUUUGCUGCAUUCCGAGGCGUUUCCCGCCGAUGAUUCCUCGAUUAGAUCGCGUGCCCGCGUUCGGCAGUGCAACAGUAAGAUGCAGCGCUUUACCGAACUCAGAAAAUUCGGGGGAAUUGUCGAUGGGCGAUCGGAUGUUCGUGUUGGGAACGGGUUUCGUAGGACGAUUUGUCGCUGCCGAAUUGAAGACCAGAGGCUGGGCGGUGAGUGGAAGCUGUACGAGUGCGGCCAAGAAAAAAAUGCUUGAAGAUUUGGGGCAUCAUUCGUAUCUAUUUGAUGCAAACAAUCCUGAAGAUGAAAUUCUGGAGAUUUUGAAAAACCAUACACAUCUUAUCAUCUCCAUCCCUCCUGUUGUUGGAAUUGGUGAUCCGAUGCUGCGUCACAGAGGACUAUUGGAAGGCAUAUUGAGCAGUGGACGAAUCCAAUGGCUGGCUUACUUGUCAUCAACUAGUGUAUAUGGAGAUUAUGGUGGUUCAUGGGUGGAUGAAGAUUAUCCUCCCAAGCCAGUGAGUGAAGUUGCCCGAGCAAGAUUAGCUGCAGAAGAAGAAUGGUUAAGGUUGGGGCAGAAUCUUAGUAUUGCAGCACAUGUAUUUCGACUUGGAGGUAUUUAUGGUCCUGGUAGAAGUGCUGUUGAUACAAUAUUGAAACAAGAGCAUCUCUCAGAUGGUCAGAAAACAAGAUUACUUAAAAGUUAUACCUCUCGCAUUCAUGUGGCUGACAUUUUUCAAGCACUCCAUGCGAGUAUUUUGAGGCCAUCUCCCGGGAAAAUAUACAACAUAGUGGAUGAUGAUCCUGCCCCUCGAGCUGAAGUAUUUGAAUAUGCUAAGAAAUUGGUAAAGAAAAAUCUUCCGGGACAUCUAAAAAUCAAUGCAUGUCCUGAAAUUGCUGAACCACUCCCUAUACAGAAAACUGCAAUGGGAGAGAAACGAGUCUCCAAUGCUCGUAUGAAGAAAGAAUUGGGAGUGAAUUUGCUUCAUCCUAGUUACAGAUCUGGAUUGAGAAGCAUCAUUGAACAGAUGAACAGAUAAUUGGGCUAACUUAAUUCAUGCUUGCUUCUUGGUUGGAAUGCUAAUGCACAUAUAGAGGUUGACGAGCUUCAGCCUUCGGUACCUUCUUUCAAAUGAUUAGAUCUAUCACUGCUAACUCGAUACUGCCAAUGAAUGGGCAUCUUCACACCCAAAAAUGGACAACAACUGUGCCUUUAAUUUCAUAGCCCAUUUCUCCAAGGAGUUAUAAAUCCAGGAGGGUUAGAGACUGCCAUUGGUGUCUAGUAUUGUGCAUUCACUCUUGAGGGUGAUUCCAGGAUCUUGAGACUAUACCUGACCAGAUUUUACUUGUCAAUCCAUAGUUUCUACAAUUCGAUAUCAGAGCUAAAGGAUCGUAUAUGACUUGUCAUGAUGACCAACACCAUCCAAUCAUCGGUUUCUUUUCACAAUGGAAAAAAUUGUCGAGGAUGCUACGGAAGUAGUUAAGGUUGCUCAUCGGGAUCAGAAGAAGACGGAUAAGAAGACUUUGUAACAUUUGAGCACAUUAAAAACGCAUCUACGUCGUCGCAUGAGGUCUGAAGUAUUUUGAUAACAUCUUACAAAGGAGAGGUUUGUUAUUUUUGUGGGUUUUGAUUUUUGAAUAGUAAAAUGUGAGUCGCGUGAAUUUGAAUAGUUGUUUGAUGAGAUAUAAAUAGAUAUUGAUGUAAUGUUUUGAAUAUAAAA